Molecule: messenger RNA, 4611 nt
Organism: Egretta garzetta (little egret)
Lineage: Eukaryota; Metazoa; Chordata; Aves; Pelecaniformes; Ardeidae
Product: mucin-5AC
Exons: 29
Coding region: 1-3951 (1316 amino acids)
Cellular component (GO): extracellular matrix
Molecular function (GO): protein binding
Source: RefSeq, a predicted model, not a curated record
AUGGCCAAUUUUUCCUCCUUUGUCACUGUCCCACUGUUUUCAGCAGCAUCUCAGCUUCAGGUGGGGGUAGCAAAAACCCUUGGUCAAAUAGACUUACAGAAUGCUCCUGCGACAGUUUCAUCUAAGGUGAACAUCAUCCAGCCAAUGCUGACAAAUCCAGUAAUAACAUCUUCCAAUCCUGCUCACAAUGGCCGGGUGUGCAGCACAUGGGGCAACUUCCACUUCAAGACGUUUGAUGGAGACAUAUUCUCCUUCCCUGGGCUCUGUACUUAUGUUUUUGCAUCCCAUUGCAAUGCUCCCUAUGAGGAUUUCAACAUCCAGAUUAGGCGCACAGUAGUGGAAAAUGCUCCAACAAUCAACCGUAUCAUCAUGAAACUUGAAGGCGUAGCUGCUGAACUGACAAAGGAUGUUGUCAUGAUCAACAGCAACAGAGUUCAACUGCCAUACAUCCAAUCUGGAAUUAUGAUAGAGAAAAGCAGCAUUUAUGUGAAAGUUGCCAGCAAAAUGGGUAUUGUGCUAAUGUGGAAUGAAGAUGACAGUGUCCUGCUGGAAUUGAAUGAGAAAUAUGCCAAUCAGACCUGUGGACUUUGUGGGGACUUUAAUGGCUUUCCGAUUUACAAUGAGUUCUAUUCAAACAAUAUUAAGCUGACAGCCUUGCAGUUUGGGAGUAUGCAGAAAAUGGAUGGGCCAACAGAACACUGUGAAGACUCCAUUUCUACCCCACCAGAUAAUUGCACCAAUAAUUUUGAUGACAUAUGCCAGAAAACAUUGACCAGCUCUGCAUUUGCAGAGUGUAAUAAUCUAGUUGAAGUUAGAGAAUACAUUACGGCUUGCCAAGAUGACUUGUGCCACUCUGAAGAGUCUAAAAAUGCCUCAUGUAUCUGUGACACCUUUGCUGAAUACUCCCGGCAGUGUGCUCAUGCUGGCGGACAUCCUCAGAACUGGAGAACCUCGAAACUGUGCCCCAAGAAGUGUCCUUACAACAUGCAGUACCAGGAGUGCAGCUCCCCCUGUGCUGACACAUGCACCAAUUCUGAAGGAUCUCGGUUUUGUGAGGAGCAUUGUAUAGACGGUUGUUUCUGCCCCUCAGGGACUGUAUUUGAUGACAUCAACAAUUCUGGCUGCAUUCCCCAUGAACAGUGCUCCUGUGUUUACAAUGGCAACACCUACGCUACCGGAACUUCUUUUUCAGAGCAGUGCCGUACCUGCACUUGUAAUGGAGGCCAGUGGAGCUGCCAGAAGAGGUCAUGCCCAAGUACAUGUUCACUAGAGGGAGGUUCACACAUUUCCACAUAUGAUAAAAAACGCUAUGAUCACCAUGGAGACUGCACUUACACCCUUUCUAAGCACUGUAAAGAUGAAACCUUCAUCAUCCUGGUAGAACUGUCCAAAUGUGGCCUAAGAGACUCUAAGACGUGCUUAAGGACAGUGACCCUCAACAUGACUACAGGAAAAACUCUAAUCGAGGUCAAACAUGAUGGUGAUGUGCUUGUGAACAAGAUCCACACCCAACUGCCCUUCUCAGCAGCUAAUGCCAUUGUGUUCAGACCUUCAUCAUUCUUCAUCAUCAUACAGACAAAUUUUGGUGUCCAACUUGAAAUUCAAAUCACACCCAUCAUGCAAGUAUUUGUGCAUCUGGAUCCUAUUUUCAAAAACCAGACCUGUGGUCUCUGUGGAAAUUUCAAUGAUAAGGGAACUGAUGACUUCAGGACCGAAAGUGGCAUAACUGAAGGAACAGCAACAGCAUUUGCGAAGGUGUGGCAAGCCCAGGCUGCAUGCACUGAUAUCAAGCAGAGUUUUGAGAACCCUUGUACACUCAGCAUUGAUAAUGAAAAAUAUGCUCAGCAUUGGUGUGGACUACUAACUGACAGCAAAGGCCCUUUCGCUAACUGUCACUAUGCAGUGGAUCCCUCUGUUUACCACACGAACUGCAUGUUUGACACAUGUGACUGUGAAAAUAGUGAGGACUGCUUGUGUGCAGCCCUGUAUUCCUAUGUGAGAGCUUGUGCUGCAAAAGGAAUCCAGCUGCAUGGAUGGAGGACUGAUAUCUGCACGAAACACACUACUUCAUGUCCCAAAUCCCUAAGCUACAGCUAUACCAUUUCUUCCUGUCAACCCACUUGUCGGUCUCUGAGUGAGCCUGAUGUCACAUGCAACAUUAAGUUUGGCCCAGUUGAUGGCUGUACCUGCUUAAAUGGAACCUACCUGGAUGACAGUGGCAAAUGUGUGCCUCCUAAUGAAUGCCCCUGCUACUACAGAGGAUCUCCCAUACCAUUUGGAGAAGUUGUCUAUGAAAAUGGGAUUGUAUGCACUUGCACUGAGGGAAGGCUGAAUUGCAUUGGACCACCCAAUCCAACUCCAGUCUGUAAAUCUCCCAUGGUCUACGUCGACUGUAGAAAUAUCACUGCAGGAACAACUGGACCAGAAUGUCAAAAAAGUUGCCUGACUCUGGAUACACAGUGUUAUAGCAUGCAAUGUAGAUCUGGCUGCGUGUGCCCAGAUGGGCUUGUGUUAGAUGGGAAAGGUGCUUGUAUUCCUGAAGAGGAAUGUCCAUGUAUUCACAAUGAAGCUAUGUACCAGCCUGGGGAAAAUAUCAACGUUGACUGUAACACCUGUGUAUGCAAGAAUAGGAAGUGGGAAUGCACCAAAAAUCAAUGUCUGGGCACUUGUGCUGUUUAUGGAGAUGGUCAUUAUAACACCUUUGAUGACAAAAGGUUCAGCUUCAAUGGAAACUGUGAAUACACACUAGUCCAGGACCACUGUGGGAAGAGUGGCACAGGCAAUGGGACCUUCAGGGUUAUCACUGAAAAUAUUCCCUGUGGCAACACUGGGACAACUUGCUCAAAAGCUAUCAAAGUUUUCUUAGAGAGCUAUGAACUGAUACUUCAUGAGGAGCAUGUCAGCGUCAUAAGGAGAGGAAAAAAUGAUGAGGUGCCAUACACAGUCCGCUAUAUGGGUAUGUACUUGGUAAUUGAGACCACAAGCGGACUGAUCCUCAUGUGGGACAAGAAAACCAGCAUCUUCAUCAAGCUCAGCCCUGAUUUUAAGGGCCAGGUCUGUGGCCUCUGUGGAAAUUAUGAUGGCAAUGGCAUCAAUGACUUUACUACAAGGAGUCAGUCUGUAGUGGAGAAUGUCCUAGAGUUUGGAAACAGCUGGAAAGUAUCCUCUACAUGUCCUGAUGCUCACAGCAUAAACGACCCGUGUUCUACCAACCCUUUUCGAAAGUCCUGGUCAGAGAAGCAGUGUAGCAUCAUCAACAGCAACGUCUUUGCUGCCUGUCAUUCUCAGGUUGAAUCAGCAAAAUAUUACCAAGCGUGUGUGACAGAUGCUUGUGCAUGUGACACUGGAGGAGACUGUGAUUGCUUUUGUACAGCAGUAGCUGCCUAUGCUCAAGCGUGUAGUGAAGUCGGUGUCUGCAUAGCCUGGAGAACCCCGUCAAUCUGUCCACUGUUCUGUGAUUACUACAAUCAACAAGGGGAAUGUGAAUGGCACUAUAAGCCUUGUGGAGCCUCCUGUAUGAAAACCUGUAGGAACCCAAGUGGAAAAUGCCUCCAUAACUUGCCAGGUUUAGAAGGCUGCUACCCUAACUGCCCACCAGACAAGCCGUAUUUUCAUGAGGAUCAGAUGAAGUGCGUCAGUCUCUGUGACUGUUAUGAUAAUGAAAAUGGAAAGAUAUAUAGACGGGAUGAAUGUAAUUUAUGUGAAUGCACAUCAGAAGGUUUACAGUGCAAGUUUGAUGAAAAAGCAUGCUACUGCAUUUAUGAAGACAAGAGGUAUAAAUAUGGUCAACUGAUCUACAACACCACAGAUGGAAUCAGUUGGUGUAUCAGUGCAACAUGCGAUGUCAAUGGAACAAUAAACAGAAAUACCUUUAAAUGUGACAUGAUUACAACAACUCCGUUUACAUUUUCUACAAGUCAGCCCACAACUGCUGCUUCAGGUAUGCAUUAAUACUCUUUAAAUUAACUGGAAAAAUCUCUGGAAGGACCUGAAAAUUGCCUGAAAGGGAGGGCCUUUUAGUUAAUGGCAUAUAACUUUACUUGAAACCGUUGACUUCUGCUGGAGCCACCAAUUCAUCUGGCAGCUUCAGUUGCUAAAGAAGACCUUAAUCAAGGAUGUAGAAAUGAGUACAGCAUUUCUUACAAACUCAGUCUCCACUGUUUCACCAGGGCUUUUCCAGGGGAAAGAAAAUAAUAGAGCUUAUUAAUCGUUGCACCCUGGAGAAUCUCCUCAUUUCCUUGCAAAUAAAACCCAGCAGUUCUAGACCAACUUCUGCAAACACAAAAGACAAUUACUGCCAUUUUUAAAAUUACUUCUUAAAUUACAUCAGCGUGAACUGACGAUAAGAAAUCUAGUUUGAGGGAAUGCUCAAAUUAUUUAAAGCCAUUCUUAAGAAGUUCUCCUAAUUGUAUUUAAUAAGCAAAUCAACAGUUUCCUUCUACUCCUUCCUUUACAUUAUUCCUGCAGUUAACUCAUUAUAGUACCAUGUAAAUCUGAGAAGUUGUAAGGAAAAUUUCCACAGAAUUAUACAAUACUACAGCAAGAACUAAAAAUUCAACUUUAAGUCUUCUACUAAGUAAUAUUCAUAUAAAGUGGUAUAUAUUCCUCAUG